Molecule: messenger RNA, 1339 nt
Organism: Lycium ferocissimum
Lineage: Eukaryota; Viridiplantae; Streptophyta; Magnoliopsida; Solanales; Solanaceae
Exons: 3
Coding region: 166-1152 (328 amino acids)
Biological process (GO): negative gravitropism; response to red or far red light
Source: RefSeq, a predicted model, not a curated record
UUCCCCGUAAACUUAAAACGAAAAAGACUGACAAACAAAAAACAUAGAAUCUGUCUUUACCAAAUUCUCUUCCAAACAACGCGUGUGUGUUGGAACAUCGUCAUCAUCAUCACCUGCCAAUUUUCUCUUCUUCAUCAAAAGCUUCAAUUUUUAAUUUACAAGGUAAUGGCAGUGGAGGAAGAUAUUGAUCUUUCAGAUUUGAAGUACCAACUUAGCCAAACCCAUGUUAAUUGGAAACAAGAGAUGGAGAAAAGCGAGUCCCAAGUGGAUGCCUUGCAAGCAAAACUAUUAGAUGUAAAAGCUUCUAUUACUGGGUCAGAAGAAGAUACAAAGAGAGAAUUAGAUGUUCUUUCGCGUAGAGUCAGAACCGCUGCAACAUUAAUGACGUAUUUGAAAGCUAAAGCAAAAGUCAUGGCCGUUCCUGAUUUGGCAUUUACCUCCUGCGGUAUAAAAGAACUAUAUGGAGUCGGACUUAUUGAUAAAAAUGGUGUACCGUUUUCCAGUUGGUCAAGGGACAUAGAUCUCUCGUCUUUUGAUGAUGAACAAGAUGGAUCUUAUAUGAGCGAAUUACUCAGAAGUGUACAAAUGGUUACAGAUGUUAUGGAAAAUCUUGUCAAGAGAAUUAUAAUGGCGGAAUCUGAAACUGCUUUAGAGAAGGAGAAGGUAACAAUUGGUCAGGAAGAGAUUCAAAGAAAGGCAGUUCAGAUUGAAAACAUGUCUGUUAAGUUAGAAGAGAUGGAAAGGUUUGCUUUGGGUACAAAUUCUAUUUUGAAUGAGAUGCGACAGAGAGUUGAAGAUUUGGUUGAAGAAACUUCUAGACAGAGGCAGCGAGCUGCAGAAAAUGAGCAGGAGCUUUGUUGUGUUAAGAGGGAUUUUGAAUCUCUGAAAACCUAUGUUAGUAGUCUCAUCAGUGUCAGAGAAACUCUUCUAUCAUCGGAAAAGCAAUUCCAAACAAUUGAAAGGCUUUUUGAACGGUUAGCUGCAAAGACAACCCAAUUGGAGAGUGAGAAAAUGCAGAAAGAGGCUCAAGUCCAAAAGCUUAUGGAAGAGAAUGUGAAGUUGACAACUCUCCUUGACAAGAAAGAGGCACAACUCUUGGCCAUGAAUGAACAAUGCAAGGUUAUGGCCCUUAGUGCUUCUUCUAGUAUUUAGAAAGUUGUCAUAAAAGAGUUAAACUCCAUGAGAUCUUCUAUUCAAUGAAUGCUUCCUUAAAAGGAACUUUGCACCUGUAGUUGUGUUGUAUUUGCUCAUUAGGUGAAGUAAAUCAACUAACCGGAUGAACUUUGUUCUUGAAUUUAAUGGAAACUAUGCUGCACCAUUUUUGGUGCAUUGUCUUUUA